Molecule: messenger RNA, 3035 nt
Organism: Lepisosteus oculatus (spotted gar)
Lineage: Eukaryota; Metazoa; Chordata; Actinopteri; Semionotiformes; Lepisosteidae
Gene: mmp2
Product: matrix metallopeptidase 2
Biological process (GO): proteolysis; extracellular matrix organization; tissue remodeling
Cellular component (GO): extracellular matrix
Molecular function (GO): metalloendopeptidase activity; zinc ion binding
Source: RefSeq, a predicted model, not a curated record
ACUUUGUCAAAGCUUGCACAGCGGGGAAAAAAAACUGCUAAUGCAAGCAGAAUUGGGUCAAAUCUCGCAAUAAGGCAGGAUGAGCAGAUAAGGAGAAAGGGCGAAAAAUACAACUGCAGAACCCGAAAAGACCGUCGCCCGGAGCGCACUGCGGAGCAGACCAGCACCCCAGACACGGUCAGAGUCGCGGACAGGCAAACAUGAGGCGCGGGACCCCCCUCAGUAACAGAAACUGUCUCCUUUUGGUGCUUUUUUCCCUGUUCAUCGCCUUUCAACAAACUUCAGCUGCGCCUUCGCCAAUUAUCAAGUUCCCUGGGGAUGACACGAGCCCGAAAACGGACAAAGAAGUUGCGCUGCACUAUCUGAACAAGUUCUAUGGAUGCCCCAAAGACCGGUGCAACCUCAUGGUCCUCAAAGACACGCUGAAGAAGAUGCAGAAGUUUUUUGCCCUGCCCGAAACCGGGGAGAUCGAUCAGAAAACUCUGGAGGUCAUGAAGAAGCCUCGCUGCGGAGUCCCGGACGUAGCCAAUUACAACUUCUUCCCCCGCAGGCCCAAGUGGGAGAAGAACACCGUCACAUACAGAAUCUUAGGUCACACUCCAGAUCUGGACGAGGAAACCAUAGACGAUGCCUUUGCCCGCGCCUUCAAAGUGUGGAGUGAUUUCACCCCUCUCCAAUUCAACCGCAUCAUGGACGGAGAAGCGGACAUAAUGAUCAAUUUUGGGCGCUGGGAGCAUGGCGAUGGCUACCCGUUUGAUGGGAAGGAUGGGCUGCUGGCCCACGCCUUCGCUCCAGGCCCUGGCAUCGGGGGCGACUCCCACUUCGAUGACGACGAGCAGUGGACCCUGGGGGAGGGACAAGUGGUGAAGGUCAAGUACGGGAAUGCCGAAGGGGAGUUCUGCAAGUUCCCAUUCCUGUUCAUGGGGAAGGAGUACUCCACCUGCACCUCUGAGGGGCGAGAUGAUGGCUUCCUCUGGUGCUCCACGACCUACAACUUUGAUGAGGACGGAAAGUAUGGCUUCUGCCCUCAUGAACUGCUGUUCACGCUGGGCGGCAACGGGGAAGGGGCUCCCUGCAAGCUCCCCUUCACCUUCCAGGGCCAGAAGUACGAGGCCUGCACCACAGUGGGCCGGGAGGACGGCUACCGCUGGUGCGCCACCACCGAGGACUACGACCGCGACAAGACCUACGGGUUCUGCCCCGAAACCGCUAUGUCGACAGUGGGAGGGAAUGCAGAAGGCUCUCCCUGUGUUUUCCCCUUCACCUUCCUGGGUGACAAGUACGAGUCCUGCACCAGCUCUGGACGCAACGAUGGGAAGAUGUGGUGUGCCACCAGCAGUAGCUAUGACGACGACCGCAAGUGGGGCUUCUGUCCUGAUCAAGGUUACAGCCUUUUCCUGGUUGCUGCCCAUGAGUUUGGACAUGCCUUAGGCCUGGAACACUCACAGGAUCCAGGGGCAUUGAUGGCCCCAAUCUACACAUACACCAAGAACUUCAAGCUGUCCAACGAUGACAUCAAAGGCAUUCAGGAGCUCUAUGGAGUCCCAACAGACAAGCCUCUGCCUCCUACUCAGGGACCAGUCACUCCAAUGGACCUGUGUCAGGAGGACAUUCUCUUUGAUGCAGUUUCUCAGCUCAGGGGAGAGAUGUUCUUCUUCAAGGACAGAUUCCUAUGGAGAUCAAGCAACCCCAGGUCUAAGCCCAAGGGACCCACUCUUGUGGCCACUUUUUGGACAGAGCUGCCAGAGAAAUUCGACGCCGUGUACGAGAACCCACUGGAGGAGAAGUCCGUGUUCUUUGCAGGUAAUGAGUUGUGGGUGUAUUCAGCCAGCACGCUGGAGAAAGGGUACCCCAAGAAAAUCGCCACUCUGGGACUGCCUGCUGACCUGCCUCGUGUGGAUGCUGCUUUCUCCUUCAACAAAAACAAGAAAACCUACAUCUUUGCUGGCGAUAAGUUCUGGAGGUACAACGAAGCGAAAAAGAAAAUGGACCCAGGCUUCCCCAAGCUGAUUGCUGACGCCUGGAAUGGAAUCCCAGACAGUUUAGAUGCUGCUUUCCAUUUUAAUGGAGAUGGAUACAGCUACUUCUUCAAAGAUGGGUACUAUCUCAAACUGGACGACCGGAACCUUAAGAUUGUGAAAAUCGGGGAUAUUAAAUCGGAUUGGCUGGGAUGCUGAAGAGCUGCCUGUAUAACCCGGCUCCCCUUGUCAGACCUGAGGGACGCGGACAGACGGUCCAGUUUAAUUCCGAUUCCAAUUCAUACCUAACAGAAAAAAAACACUUCACAACUCCGUAUACUAUCUCCUUUGUUAUUGGACAGACCAUGUCUACGAUGCAACGCGCACUGUAUUUCUGUGGUGAAUACAUUCAAGUGAGGUUAUUCAACUGGACGGGAAAUGCAUCGCUUUUCGUAAUUCGUAUUGUCGGCUAUUUUUGAGCUAUAUUUUUCUGAAAUAAUGACGCACAUUUAGCUCUGGGACUGAAGCCUCUGAUAAGCAGUGACUUCAUCGGAAUCUCAGAAUUAAAAUAAACGACGUCUUUUUUAACAUCAUUAAAAGAAAUUGACCAAACUGUACACACCCGUUGUUUCUUCCCUACAUUUAGUUACGUAUAAAUCGAGAUUUGUCCACACUGCUAUUUUUACCUCUGGCGGUGUUGUACUGUAAGUUUGUAUUCUUCCUGUUUUGUAAAAGGACAUUUUUGUAGCACUUUGGAUUUUUUUUAAAGAAAUAAGCGUGUUUAUAUGAAACGCUACGACCAAACAACUGUCAAAUAUCAGCUCAGUAUUGUAUCAGUUGCUUUAGGAAAGUUACCACGGCACGGGAUGCCUGAAGGUUGUAAGUAUGUUGCAUGAUGGAGUCAUGACAAAAAAAAAACCGUAUCAUUAAAAUAUUGUUUAAUAAUCGAUUUUUUUUUAUUAUUGUUACUGGGGUUUUUGUAAAAAAACUUGACCGUAAGUAGAUUUGUAAUUUGCUUUGUGCACUUUGUCGCUGUACUUUGUUUUAAAAAAAUAAGAAUAAAAGGAAUGGACACUA